GAUGUUGACAGUUCCCGGGAACUCCCCGUUGAUGUCCUUGGUGAGGACGCCGUCGGUCCUGUUGUAAUGUGCCGUGCCUGGGACCUGGAGGCCAUCUGUCUGUCAGGAAGUAGUCACGUGAUGACAUGUGAUCUGGCAAGCUGUGGUGGCCACCAAUCCACCAAGUCGUGGGCGGCGCUCAAGGUCACCGCGCUGUGAAUGAAGGACACGCUUCAAGCAUUUGCUUUGAGAGGAAUAAUUAUUAUUCUGUCUUCCAUAAUAAUUAUUAUCAUUAUUGUUGUUGUUGUUGUUAUAGAGGUGAAGGCGGCGUCGGUGUCCUGUCGGCAGAAUGACGUCAUCAGAAAGUGCUGUAGUUGCUGUGGUUGAAGAAUGCAAGGACGGCAGUGGCGCCAACAACAGCCUGGCCCUGCUGACCAAGGAUGACCACCAGGACACAGAGCUAGGGGCAGUCAUGUACAUCAUAGCUGUCCUCACCUUCUACAGCCUGGCUCUCGUUGUCAUGAUCGUCAAGUAUCUCAAGACAGAGAGGAAGGAGAUGGAGGAGGAGAUACAGCUGGAGAAGUUUUUUAAAGGGACUCUGACGACCACGAGCUUCACGGGUACCCGGACGACCCUCAGACGAGGAGAGCCAGCCAGCACAGCCUACACCCGUACGACAGAGUCACGCAUGCGCACGCCGGCGGUCACCCCACGCACUUCCGGCGGGGCUCGCAUGAAAAUCUGGGUCAAGGCCACAUGUGCCAGGUCACGGCGAACGCUCUAGAGGGUCAUCUGAACGGAGAGGACGACUAUCGUCUGGGGACGGACGGGGAGAGUUAUGUUCAGUUCCGGCCGAGCGACUUAGCAGACGACGGAUGCUUCUCGGACGAAGAGUAUGGCCGUCACUCGCUGUACUCCCCGCCCUACACGUCUGCUGACGGUUUCAACGAAAGGGAAGAAGCUUACAACCAGGCCACGCCGUUCUUACAAAAGGACAGGAACGCUAACGCGGUCAAAGGUUAUGGGUCAGAGCGAGUGACCCCGGCGGUGUCCACAUCCGAGAGAGGCAAAGACCGUCACGUCAUGUGGUCUUCCAACGACAUGGACAACGACAGUGACGGCUGUCUGCAGUCUCCCGACAGAGCUGCUGUCUUCCCGUCCAAAAAUUCCGAACAUUCGGUCAAAUUUCAGGUCGUGAACGAAACAGCAGGCCCACACGUCAACCCCCGAUCUACAAAACAACAAAAGUUAGAUCGGACCUCGGCGCCGCCUCGUUCUCACACCAGCAGCGAGACAGCAGACGACAGCUGCGCGUCGUGUUUGUCCACGGGCCGAUCGUCUGACCAGAGAGAUCACAAGAAGAAAGAGAAAUCUGGCUCCAAAUCGAGAGUGAGGAUCCCACAGAUCAGCAUAACUCGUAGCUCGACGAGCGGGGAUAUUUCCGUGCCGGCCAUAGACUACAAGAUCGGGAAAUCCCACCACACGAGCGCGGAAUCUGCUGCAGAAAGCGGCGGCGGCAAAAAUUCAGGGAAAGGCUUCCCAAAACCCGCGAAACGUACUCUGUUUGCCAGAUCCUCGGCAUCAAAAGACAAAAAGUCGGGCCAAAAGGGCGCGGCAAAACACGCGCAAUCUAAAAACGCGCCGGAGAAAGACCUGUCGAAACCGGGAAUACCCGAAAGUUAUAGCUCGCGCGAGGCUGAUCAGGCUGUGGUGAUGAGUGACACACAGAGUUAUGACAGUAGCUCCAGCCUCCUCCCGAGAGGAGACAAAGGAAAUACCUCCGACGACAGCCCGGCAAACUCUCCUGUACGCGUGCUCAAUAAUUCAGCCGCACAGUCGAAGAAAUCUUUAUCCUUCAACGCCGCUCUGAAUUCUUCCAAAGGGAAACGCGAAUCUCUGCCGCCUGUGGAUAUGAACCCAUCCACGUACGCGUCAGCAUUAUCUCGACAACCGAACAAAAGUAAAGAUGGUGCGAAUAAAAACCCCGCGCAGUUACCUCCCUCUUCCACCGCUGUAGUAAGCAACUCUGCACGACCAGACAACGGCACGAGCGUCCCCAGGUACCCGGCCAAACAACCGCGGAGUACACUCCCCUUCGUGGUCAACAGCUCCUUCGCCACAUCAGCUGUCUCACCGUCUGUCUCCACCACCACCACCACCACCACCACGAACGCCACCACCAUCGCUGCAGCAGCAACAACAACAACGACAACAGCAACACCAACAACAACAGCACACCCCGCUGCUGCUUCACCCACAACCUCAACCACCAGAGACAACUCGCUAGUCAUCGCUAACGCCGCCACCGCCAUGACACUCCCCGCCUCCACGUCGCAAGUCGCGAUGACGUCAUCAUCAGCAGCUGCCGUCCUGCCUUGUGCUGCAACGGAGGCGGAGAGGGACGGAAACGGCCGAGAAGAUCCAAAGUCUCCCGACGACGCGUCCGUGUCCUCUGGCCAGAGCGUAAUUAACGUGGGUGCUCCUCAAACCGUGGGUACUGUGGUGAGGUUUGCAGACGCCGCAUCGACUCCACCACCUGGCGGCUUCCUCGUCACUGACCUGUGAUAAACACAAACACAGACACAUACAGACAUACAGAGGUUCUUUCAGGAAGAGAGAAUUUAAUACAGGAAGAGAGUGCUCAAAGUUAAAGUGCAUUCAACUUAUCGUGAACACUUUUGAAGCAUGAUUUCUCAGCAACUAUUUGUUUGAUUAGAACCAAAUUUUGAGUAGUGCCAUUGUGCACUAUAGGCAAUAUAAAACUUAUCUUAGAUACCUUUUCAGAUUAUGUUAAAUCACUGCUCUUUCUAAUGAAUAGGGCGGAUUCAAUAUUUACAGUAGGCGUAUCCAUAAGUUGAAUUGUGAAGAAACUAAUUAAUACAACUGCGCAUGUGUCAUUGUAGUUGAGAAAACAAUCUUCUGUGUGGAACACUGAGUAGCCGUGUACGACCAAAGAUAGUACAUAACAAGAUGGGCCACUCAGCCAAAAAAGUGUCCGCCGGAAGUUCGCUCUUUG
Messenger RNA from Aplysia californica (California sea hare), 2995 nucleotides. Its product is annotated as mucin-5AC. The record is from RefSeq and is a predicted model, not a curated record. NCBI's taxonomy places the organism in Eukaryota, Metazoa, Mollusca, Gastropoda, Aplysiida, Aplysiidae.